Sporisorium graminicola is the source of this 1704-nucleotide messenger RNA. RefSeq lists its product as uncharacterized. Gene Ontology annotation, cellular component: chaperonin-containing T-complex. Gene Ontology annotation, molecular function: ATP hydrolysis activity; ATP binding; ATP-dependent protein folding chaperone. Bases 1 to 1704 code for a protein of 567 amino acids. The transcript has a single exon. Gene Ontology annotation, biological process: protein folding. The record is from RefSeq and is a predicted model, not a curated record. Lineage: Eukaryota; Fungi; Basidiomycota; Ustilaginomycetes; Ustilaginales; Ustilaginaceae.
AUGUCGGCCAUCGAGCUGAUCAACCCAAGAGCCGAGUCCGUUCGUCGGACGCAGGCGCUCCAGGUCAACACGGCCGGUGCCAUCGGUCUUGCCCAAGUGGUCCGAUCCAAUCUCGGUCCUCGCGGCACCAUCAAGAUGCUCGUCGAUGGCUCGGGCAACCUCAAAAUGACCAAGGACGGCAAGGUGCUCCUCACCGAGAUGCAGAUCCAGAACCCCACCGCCGCCAUGAUCGCCCGAACCGCUGUUGCUCAGGACGAGCAGUGUGGCGACGGUACCACUUCCGUUGUCUUGCUCGUCGGUGAGCUGCUCAAGCAGGCCGAACGAUACAUCCAGGAAGGUGUCCACCCUCGUGUCAUCAGCGAAGGCUUUGACGUGGCCAAGACGGGCGCACUCAAGUUCCUCGAACAGUUCAAAAAGAGUCCCGAGAUGGACCGUGCUACGCUUAUCAAGGUCGCCACCACCUCGCUCUCCACCAAGCUCCAGUCCAAGUUGGCCACACAGCUCGCCGCCGACAUUGUGGACGCCGUGCUCGCCAUCAAGCCCGCCACCACUUCCACCAUUCAAGCUCCCGCACCUACCGCAGAUGGCAGCAGCGAGAGCGUUUCUGAGUGGAACAUCAAGGACCCCAUCGACUUGCACAUGGUCGAAAUCAUGAAGAUGCAGCACAAGACCGAGACCGACACCCAGCUCGUGCGCGGACUGGUUCUCGACCACGGCGCGCGCCACGCCGACAUGCCCAAGCGUCUCGAAAAUGCCUACGUGCUCACGCUCAACGUGUCGCUCGAAUACGAGAAGACCGAAGUCAACUCGGGCUUCUUCUACUCUUCGGCCGACCAGCGUGAGAAGCUUGUCGAGAGCGAACGUCGCUUCGUCGAUGCCAAGCUCAAGAAGAUCGUCGAGCUCAAGCAGGCCGUCUGCGAUGCCCCCACAGAGGGCAGCAACGAAAAGAAGAAGAACUUCGUCAUUUUCAACCAGAAGGGCAUCGAUCCCAUGUCGCUCGACAUUCUCGCCAAGAACGGUAUCCUUGCACUACGAAGGGCCAAGCGUAGAAAUAUGGAGCGUCUGCAGCUGUGCUGUGGCGGUAUCGCGCAAAACUCGGUCGACGAUCUGAGCCCGGAUGUGCUGGGAUAUGCAGGACUCGUCUACGAACACACGCUCGGCGAGGAAAAGUACACGUUUGUCGAAGAGUGCAAGGAUCCCAAGUCGGUCACCAUCCUCAUCAAGGGACCCAACGCACACACCAUGACGCAGAUCCAGGAUGCCGUGCGCGACGGUCUGCGUUCCGUUAAGAACGCCAUCGAGGACAGAACGCUCAUCGCUGGCGGUGGAGCGUUUGAGAUUUCAGCUGCCGACUAUCUCACGACAGAGGUCAAGAAAUCGGCAAAGGGCAGGGCCAAGCUCGGCGUGCAGGCGUUUGCCGAUGCCAUGCUGGUGAUCCCCAAGACGCUGGCUUCCAACUCUGGGUUCGACGUGCAGGACUGCCUCGUGGCGUUGCAGGAGGAGGCGGCCGAGGGCAACGUGGUCGGUUUGGACGUCCAGACCGGCGAACCGAUGGACCCCAUCAGCCAGGGCAUCUGGGACAACUACCGUGUGAAGAGACACAUGCUGCACAGCUCGGCCGUCAUUGCGUCCAACCUGUUGAGUGUCGACGAGAUCUUGAGGGCCGGAAGAAGCAGUUUGAAGAGCGAGGGUCCUAUGGGUUAG